CGAAAAAAACAUGGCGGACAAAAUUUCUGUCUGAAGUAGUGAUCUUCCAGAUCAAAACUUGUUUUCGGCUGUGCUGUAAAUUUUAGAGUCCUGUCAUACAUUAUUUUGGAUCAUUUUCAAGACAUGAAGGAAAGCUCAUCUUCUCAUGUAGGACGUGAACAUCUAAAGAGAAACUAACUAUUUCUGUUCAGUUCUGUUAUUACUACGUUCCCAAAGCGAGACGGUUCGAUUGAAUGAGACAAUAUGAGAGGAAAAAAUUCGAAGAAACUGGCUUUUUGCGGAUAUUGAGACUUUUGGUCAGCGUAUCGUAAACAAAAGACAGAGAGGCUUGGUUUGCUUAAGAGUUUAGUUGAUCUGUUUGCAACUCAACACAGGCAAAGUGUUCUUCGUACUUCCUGCUCUCUUGACCCGUAUUUCUCACGCGCCGAUUCAUGCUCUGCAAUCUUUCCUCUUUGGAAGUCAUAGUGUGGCUGUAGCUUGCAAGAAAAUGCCGUCUUGUCCUCAUUUGAACUCUAUCGAUGAAGUAAAUGUAGAAGCGAUAAAGGGGAAAAUGAAAGAGAGUUGUGAUAAUUGUGAAAAGUCAGGAUCAGAUUUGUGGGUCUGCUUGCAGAAGUGUUGUUCAUUCGUAGGGUGUGGACGAUUUGGUAACAAUCACAUUGAGCUUCACAAUCAGGAAACUGAUCACCACUUGUGUUUACAACUUCAAGAUUUUCACAUGUGGUGUUUUAGCUGCCAGGCGGAAGUGCAGCCCUCUGACAGCUCUGCAGGCAGUGUUGAUGGAACUAGUCCUUCAAGAGNUAAAAUAUUCCUUGGGAAAAAGCUGUGGCGCAGUCUUUCGGUCCUGCAUUUAGUCACUGAAAAAUUGCUAGCGUUCCUUAAUUGA
Stylophora pistillata is the source of this 883-nucleotide messenger RNA. Its product is annotated as ubiquitin carboxyl-terminal hydrolase 20. Gene Ontology annotation, biological process: protein deubiquitination. The record is from RefSeq and is a predicted model, not a curated record. NCBI's taxonomy places the organism in Eukaryota, Metazoa, Cnidaria, Anthozoa, Scleractinia, Pocilloporidae. Gene Ontology annotation, molecular function: zinc ion binding; cysteine-type deubiquitinase activity.